Molecule: messenger RNA, 2809 nt
Organism: Hippoglossus stenolepis (Pacific halibut)
Lineage: Eukaryota; Metazoa; Chordata; Actinopteri; Pleuronectiformes; Pleuronectidae
Product: oocyte zinc finger protein XlCOF22-like
Exons: 3
Coding region: 230-1903 (557 amino acids)
Biological process (GO): regulation of transcription by RNA polymerase II
Molecular function (GO): DNA-binding transcription factor activity; RNA polymerase II cis-regulatory region sequence-specific DNA binding
Source: RefSeq, a predicted model, not a curated record
UACCAACCUUCAUUAUAUGGAGAAGAAGAAGUACUGUUGUUAGCCUGCUAUGCUAACAUCCAACAGAACAUGAUGCUACUCGGCUAAAUGCUUUCGGAUCAAGUCUUCUACUACACACGUGGUUUUGUUGCGUUUCUAACAAUUGUCGGCAGAAGUGAAGCAAGUCGCCAUCUUCCGUAUUCGGUCUUCGCUGCGUUCUCGGAGAAGUUAGCUUCACUAAAGCGUUUGAAUGGAAAUGUCUACAAUCCAGAGUUUAAGACAGUUUAUCAACGAGAGGUUACAAACUGCUGCUGAAGACAUAUUAGGAUGUUUUGAAGCGACUGUCGCAAAGUACGAGGAUGAGAUCGGUCGUCAGCGCAGACUGCUGGAUGUAACUUUGAAACCUGUAGUAAAGCUGCAGAGAAUAGAGCUCCCACAGCGACAUGUCUGUAUCAAGGAAGAGUUUCCUGCUGACCUGCUGGAGAGGAACCCCAGUCCAGACCAAGAGGAGCCAGAACCUCCACAGAUUAAGGAGCAACAGGAGGAGCACUGCAUCGAGCUCCCAGAGCAACAUUUUCUUAAAGAGGAAGAGUUUCCUGCUGACCAGCAGCUCUGGAGCCUUGAGAGGAACCCCAGUCUGGACCAAGAGGAGCCAGAACCUCCACAGAUUAAAGAGGAGGAGGAGCUCUGCACCAGUCUGGAAGUAGAGCAGCUUGUACUGAAGCAGGAGGAUCAAGAUAACCUUUUGUUGAAUCCUACUUUCAAGGAAAGUGACCACAGUGAACCAGAACCAAGUGACCACCAGCUCCUCUCCCACAGCUCAGCUCAGAGCCAAGAUCUCAAAGGAGGCCAGCAUGGAAACUCAACAUCAGUUAGUAAUGCAGAGCAGGCAUCAGAAAAGGAACAUCAUGUCAUCACAAGAGCAAAAGGGAGCACAAGUCCCAGUAACCUUGCAUGUAGCACUACCAUGUCAAAGAUUGUGCCGAACAUCUGCAAGAGUAAAAAGAAUUUCCAGUGUGACACUUGUGGAAAAGUCUUUAAGUGGAAGUCACUGUUAAAAAGACAUUUGAGAGUCCACACAGGGGAGAAACAGCAUUCUUGUGAAAUGUGUGCAAAAAGUUUCAAAACUAGCACAAAUUUGAAGAUCCACGAGGCAACACACACGGGCAACAAACCUUUUUCUUGCAGAACUUGUGGGAAAUGUUUUACGCGUGUAAAUAACCUGCAGGUCCACGAGAGAACACACACGAGCGGGAAACCUUUUUCUUGCAAAACUUGUGAGAAAAGUUUUUCAACUAGACAAACACUGAAGAUACACGAGAGAAUGCACACAGGCGAGAAACCUUUUUCUUGCAAAACUUGUGGGAAAAGUUAUACAAAUAGAAAAACACUGAAGAUACACGAGAGAACGCACACAGGCGAGAAACCUUUUUCUUGCAAAACUUGUGGGAAAAGUUUUAGUAUGAGAAAUACCCUGCAGAGACACGAGAGAACGCACACGGGCGAGAAACCUUUUUCUUGCAAAACUUGUAGGAAAAGUUUUAGUCUUAGAAGUUACCUUCAGGUCCACGAGAGAACGCACACGGGCUUGAGACCUUUUUCUUGCAAAACUUGUGGGAAAAGAUUUAGGCGUGUAUAUACCCUACAGAUCCACGAGAGAACGCACACGGGCGAGAAACCUUUUUCUUGCAAAACUUGUGGGAAAAGUUUUACGCGUGUAAAUUACCUGCAGGACCACGAGAGAACUCACACGGGCGAGAAACCUUUUUCUUGCAAAACUUGUGGGAAAAGUUAUACACGUGGAUGUAGGUUGAAAGUCCACAUGAGAAGCCAUAAAGGUGAGGAGUCGUAUCCAUGUACAACUUGUGGGGAAAGAUUUGUUAGCAAAUCACUUCUAACAAAACAUUUGAGUGCCCACACAUAGCAACUCUGAUAUUUUUGUAAAAUGUUGGAAACGUCUGAUUUGCCAGUUUAUACAAAGUCCACAGGAGAAUACAUCCAUUUGAGAAGCCACACCAUGGCAACACGAGAGGGAUACGAUUUGCUCAAGCGUUGUCAAAGAAGUUGUUACUUAGUUAUUGAUUCAUUAAAACGACACUGGAAAUGUUUCCAGGGGACCAAAAAAGUGAUGAACCUAGUUGUAGUUCAAUGCUUUAUGAAGUUCCAUCACCACUGAUGAGGAGCAGACUUCAAUAACUUCACAAAGCAUUGAACUACAGCCAGGUUCAUCACUUAGAUCUGCACAAGAGAGAUUGUCUACAUUUGCAUUAGCUGCAUCUCUGUAACUGAAUGUGGAAAAUAUCCCAUUGAGGAGACAUCACAAUAUCUUUGAUGCAGUACAUGGUCAACAACAUUUGCUGAAGUACCCACGUUUCUGUUCUUCAUGUGACUGUCAUUGAUAUUUACAUCUGCAAAGGAAGUGAUGUUUUCACCCAUGUCUCUUUGUUUAUUAAUUUAUCAGCCAUUUAUCCCAAAUGGUGCAGGAAGGGGACGGAGGUGAGAGAAAUUUAUUGGGUUAAAGUGGCAGAUCCAGGAUAUUUUAUUAUCACUGAAUGUUGAGAGAUGGUUUCAAUGUGUCAGGAAAGACUGUGGAUCAAGAUGUAAAAAUCUGACAUAUUUGUGGUACAGAGAUUUAUAAGAACACAGUAUGUGGUGCAGAUUAUCAGAUGACUUCCCUUUUUCUUUUCUCUGUGUAUUACAAAAGAAUAAAAUCUCUUGUUAAUGUGUACACAGUCCUAAAUGACUGUCACUGUAAAUGGUUAUUCUUUUGUACUACGUGUAUUCAAUACUUCAGUGCAUGUGCAGUUUAUUAAAGUUUCUUGAAUCAUGA